ACCAGCCCCAAGGUUGGCGGGCUGCGGCUUGCCAUGGGAAACACCAUCAGGGCCUUCGUGGCCUUCAUCCCUGCUGACCGCUGCCAGAACUACGUGGCCAGAGACCUCCGGGAGAUGCCACUGGACAGGAUGGUGGACCUGAGUGGGAACCAGCUACGCCGCUUCCCUGCGCACGUGUGCUCCUUCCAGGAGCUGGUCAAGCUCUACCUGAGCGACAACCGCCUCAAUAGCCUGCCUCCAGAGCUGGGGCAGCUCCAGAACCUGCAGAUUCUGGCCCUGGACUUCAACAACUUCAAGGCGCUGCCCCAGGUGGUGUGUACCUUGAAACAGCUCUGCAUCCUCUACCUGGGCAACAACAAACUCUGUGAUCUCCCCAGGGAGCUGAGCCUGCUCCAGAAUCUCCGGACCCUGUGGGUUGAGGCCAAUUAUCUCACCAAGUUGCCGGAGGUGGUCUGUGAGCUGAGUCUCCUUAAGACGCUGCACGCUGGCUCCAACGCCCUGCGUCUGCUGCCAGGCCGGCUCCAGCGCCUCCGGGAGCUGAGGACCAUCUGGCUCUCGGGUAACCUGCUGACAGACUUCCCCUCUGUGCUGCUUCACAUGCCUUUCCUGGAGGUAAUCGACGUGGACCGGAACAGCAUCCGCUCCUUCCCCAGCCUGGCCCACCUCUCCAGCCUGAAGCUGGUAAUCUAUGACCACAAUCCUUGCAGGAACGCACCCAAGGUGGCCAAAGGGGUGCGUCGAGUAGGAAGAUGGGCAGAGGAGACCCCAGAGCCUGACCCUAGAAAAGCCAGACGCUAUGCGUUGGCCAGGGAGGAAAGCCAGGAGGCGCAGCUACCUGCCCUGCCUCCUCCACUUCCUCCUACCAGCUCCUGAGAAGCUUCAGUGGCAGGUCAAAGCCAAGGACAACUCCAGCAUCUUCUGGAGAUGGCUCCAUUAGAGUGCGGAGGAUUGCUCUGGGUCACGUGGGGCAUCUCUGCCAGCGGCAAAUGGAACAGCAUCAGAUGGAAUGCCUAACCCGGGAGAAGAAAAUACUCAUGGCCAAGAACAUCUCUCCCAAAGGGAACUGUGUGCUAUAGGUAGCAUGACAACUUCUUUGCAAGAAAAUCAGCCUCUCCAAACAGGUAUUUUGAAACACCCGAAAGAAAGGCUGGGAUAGUCUGGCCUCCCCCAGCCUCUAGAACUGGCUGGUCACGAGGCUCAUGCGCUUCCCAAAUCAGGUAUAAGUUACAAAACUCAUCUAACAGUUCAGGUGGCCUGUCUCCAGUCCUCUGCCGGGUGUAUUUUCAUACUAUGAACGACCAUAAUUGGCAUGAAAAUAUUACUAUUCAGGUUACUUAAAAAUGACAUGUCUACCUAGUCAGUCAGAUUCACAGAAACUCUUGUUUGUUGCAAAGGCUGGAGAUGAAGCUUCUCCCCUGAAAUUCAGUGGCUGCUGACAACCCUGCUGGAGAAUGCUUCCUGGUGGAGUCCAGCUGCCACUUUGAACUUGACUGUGGUUCAUGCCAUUUCAUUUUCCUUGUAAAGAUUUGACCAAAGGUCUACUCCCACCUGUGUACUGUCACUGGCAAUGCUGAAAGUCAUCUAGAAAACAGAACCUCUUUGGCAGGGUGGUCUCAUUAGUAUCAAGCCAAACUGGCUGCCUCAGUAGAACAGAAUCCUAUUGUUAACUCAACAGUAAUGUACUAGGGUUGAAUUAAAUCCCUUUGCAUGCAGGGACCACAUUUCCACAAUCAUAUUAGGUAAAAAAGUUGUGCAAAAUCUGUUCGCUUGAAAAAAGCAUUUGGAUAUUGGAACUGCAGGUUGUAGUGUACAUAUAGGAAAUGUCUGCCUCUUCAGCCUCAGCAUCUCUGCCUUCCCUGAUUUAUUUUUGUAUGGAAUCUUUUGGUGGUCCAUAUAUAAACCUGGGUAUUAAAGCUGCUAUUUCUUUGAAGUAUUAAUAUGUUAAUUAUGACCUUUUCUUCUCCCCAUGAAUAUGUCUUUACAGAAACUGCUGUCAAUGGGUAGUUUAGUAACACAAUCCUUUUUGUCCUUGAACUCUUUCAGGAAAGUGUUAUCUUAACUAAAACAUUAAAAACGUUAGCUUUUAAAGUACGUUCUCCCUAAAAGCAUCUCAACCCAGGAAAGUUCAGCUCUAAAAUGACAUUAGACAGACGACUAUUUUCCUCCCACAAAUAUUUCUUGCUAAACUUGAGGAAGUAAGUUUCAUGGUUUCACAUAAUCUCUUCCUAUCACCACCUUCCAGUCUGCAGAGUAUCUGCAACCCAUUGAUUAGAUGGCCAAGGCAUCCUUUUAAUCACUAAAUUGUCAAAUACUUAACCCCUUUAGCAAUGAGUCCAGAUUUCUAUUAGAAAGCUAGAAUUUAGUCUAUUUACUCAUUCCUAACGACUGCAAUUAAACUAUACUCAGCUGAUGAUAGAGACGUUCUGCCAGGAAGACUGCCUUCUGAGCUGCAUCACAGUCCAUCCUUAAUGAUGGCCAUGACUUUCUUUUGACCUUCUCCUCCCCCUCCUAGCGGCUUCCCUGGAGGCUCAGACAUCAAGAAUCUGCCUGCAAUGCGAGACCUGGGUUCAGUCCCUGGGUUGGAAGACUCCAUGGAGAAGGGAAAGGCUACCCACUCCAGUAUUCUGACCUGGAGAAGUCCAUGGACUGUAUAGCCCAUAGGGUCAGAGUUGGACACGACUGAGCGACUUUCACUCACUCGCUCCCCCUCCAAGGAGUAAGGGGCCCACUUUUUCCAAGGAAGCCACAGGCUGUAAUACAGUUAAGAGCAUGUCCCUUCAAACUGCCUGAGAUCAAACCCCACUUUGGUCAUUUACUGGUCACUUACUUCUCCAUGGGCCUGUUUUCUAGUCAGUAAAAUGGUAACUUUCUGGCUCUCGGGGCACUGUCAAGUUUAAACAAAUUACUGUGUACGAAGUACACUGAACAGUUGUGGUAGGUUAUGGCUGAUGUUUACUUAAUAUGCUGUUUUAGUGUCAUAUCAUGGCAGCGUGACACUUUUACUCUACAACCAGUGGAACUCCUUGUUUAAAGGAAUAAACCAUAAAUAGCCAAA
This is a messenger RNA of Odocoileus virginianus texanus, 3055 nucleotides long. The record is from RefSeq and is a predicted model, not a curated record. NCBI's taxonomy places the organism in Eukaryota, Metazoa, Chordata, Mammalia, Artiodactyla, Cervidae.